Molecule: messenger RNA, 521 nt
Organism: Drosophila subobscura
Lineage: Eukaryota; Metazoa; Arthropoda; Insecta; Diptera; Drosophilidae
Exons: 3
Coding region: 37-447 (136 amino acids)
Source: RefSeq, a predicted model, not a curated record
CACUCUCAGUCGGCGUGUGGCUCUGUGACGGUGCGCAUGAGUAAAAAAAAAAUGAAUCUUCUGCCGUUUCUGUUGCUCUUGACUCUGGCCUUUGCCAGCGUUUCGCCCUUUCCCAUGUUGUACAAGCGCAAUCCCGAUGAGAAGUACGAGGCAGAUCUAGUGCCCGUCUCCUCCACUGUCAUCCCACUGACAGUGCUCGAGGUGAGCUACGGAGCAGGCGGCAAGCCCAGCGAGGCCUACAAGGCGGCCUACCUCCGCAAGCUGCGCAAACAGGUGCUCCAGCGGUCCGACAAGGGCGAGAGGGAGCUGGAUGAGGAAGCUCCCACUGUCCUCGGCCUAGCCGUGGACCCCCUAGCCACCGAUCUAGCCGGACCCGCUCCAGCUCUGAUCACAGUCAAGUCUCAGCAGCUGGAGGCGGCGAGCAGGGCCAAAGUCAAGGCCGUCUGAGCAAUGAAGGUGGACCGGACCGGACUGAAGUGGACUAGACUGGAGCAGCUGCAUGGCCGCGGAUUGCGGAUUGC